AUGGCGCGCUUCUACCGCUCGCGGCGGCAGUGGUGGAACUUGGCCUGCCCGACGUGCAGGUGCUCCUACGAGGGCCCGGCGGCAAUCCGCCUUGGCCAGGAGGGGCUCCGGGAGGCGGAGGAGGAGUUCGGCAGGGCGUCGCUGGAGGUGGGCGCGGUGCUGGCGAGCCUGGGCAGCGCGCACGGCGACGCGGGCGACGCCCGCGGGCACCGCGAGCUCCUGGAGCGGGCGCUGGGCAUCCAGGAGCGAGCGCUCGGCUCGGAGCACCCGGCCGUCGCCAUCACCCUGACGAGCCUGGCGGCGGCGCACGGCGACCUCGGCGACGCCGGCCGCCAGCGCGCCCUCCUGGAGCGCGCACUGGCGAUAGACGAGCGCGAGCACGGACCGGACCACCGCGAGGUGGCCGCAGCUCUGCAGAACUCGAGGGACAAAACAACGGCAUCGGCAUGA
Molecule: messenger RNA, 450 nt
Organism: Prorocentrum cordatum
Lineage: Eukaryota; Dinophyceae; Prorocentrales; Prorocentraceae
Source: the annotation of a GenBank genome assembly